AUGAGCAUAGAAUUUUGUUCUCAACACCUUUUGGCAUAUGACAACUCGAUGCUUGCGUCUGAAAAUGAAAUAAAAGCGAAGGUAGAAGAAAACCUGAAAUGCAUCAUCCAACGCAUGAACGAACUAAAAAGUGGAAAAGAUGAUCUUGGAGAUGUGAUUUUCCAACUAACAAAAAUUAAUCAUUUCAAUCUACCAAGAUACUCUAAAAUCCCGAAAGCCAAAAAAAACACCAAAUGGGAAAUGUUUGCUCAAAAGAAAUUAAUGAAAAAAAAUAAGAGUGGAUUAAUAUACGACAACAAUUCCAAAGGAUGGGUUAGACGAUUUCAGAAAAAACAAAUAAAAAUAAAUGAAGAAAAUGCAGAUUUUAUUCAUGAAUAUAAACCAAAUGAUAAUAUUUAUGAAGACCCAUUUGAAAAAAUUGAGGAAGAAAAAGAAAUUAAAAAAAUGAAACAAAAAAUGAGAGAAAUGAAAAAUAAAUUCCAUCAAGAAGGAAUAUCAACCCAGGAUAUAAAAUACAUUAAUUUGCAAAAAAGGAAAAGAGAAAAUUUAAUCGACAACUUGAAAAUGGCUCAAAUAUCUUCGUCUACUUUUGGGCGACAAGACAAAAAGUUGAAAAAAGAAAAAAAAAUGAAAGUGAAAAAUAAUAGCAUAAUACAUCAAAAGUGCGAGAAACGUUUAGUGAAAGAUGAAAUUAAGCAAAAUAAUAAAUUGGCAUCAAUUGUUUUGAAGUCCUUAUAA
Messenger RNA from Plasmodium gonderi, 738 nucleotides. RefSeq names its product ribosome biogenesis regulatory protein. The transcript has 3 exons. Gene Ontology annotation, cellular component: nucleolus; preribosome, large subunit precursor; nucleus. NCBI's taxonomy places the organism in Eukaryota, Apicomplexa, Aconoidasida, Haemosporida, Plasmodiidae. Gene Ontology annotation, biological process: ribosomal large subunit export from nucleus; ribosomal large subunit biogenesis; ribosome biogenesis. The coding region runs from base 1 to 738 and encodes 245 amino acids. Gene Ontology annotation, molecular function: protein binding. The record is from RefSeq and is a predicted model, not a curated record.